GGCAACAUUAAAGGAGACAAACGACGCAUGCGUUUGGUGGGUCCUUCCGCUCAAGCUGCGAGAAGCGCUUCCGGGUCGCCUCCGGCUGCCGCCUCCUGGCGCGGAGCCAUGUCCACCUUGUUCCCCUCACUCUUCCCCCGUGUGACUGAGACUUUGUGGUUUAAUCUGGAUCGACCUUGUGUGGAGGAGACAGAGCUGCAGCAGCAGGAGCAGCAGCACCAGGCCUGGCUCCAAAGCAUCGCGGAGAAGGACAACAACCUGGUCCCUAUUGGCAAGCCAGCCUCAGAGCACUAUGAUGAUGAGGAAGAGGAGGAUGAAGAUGACGAUGAGGACAGUGAGGAGGACUCAGAGGACGAUGAGGACAUGCAGGACAUGGAUGAGAUGAAUGACUACAAUGAGUCACCCGAUGAUGGAGAAGUCAACGAGGUGGACAUGGAAGGUAACGAACAGGAUCAGGACCAGUGGAUGAUCUAGGUGGGCAAGGCAGGUGGUGAUUCCAGGCCACCCCGACCUGCCCUGCAUCCCCAGCCCCAACUGCGCAGUCCUGCAGAACUAGCAGGUGGCCUCAGUGCCUGAAAGCUCACCUUUAGGCACAUCCUCGUCUGUUGCCAGGAGCUGAUCUCAACCCCUCCCAGACCAUCUGUGCCCUCGAAUCCCCAGUCCUGAGCCCAUCCCACCUUCCUGGCCAGUACCUCACCCCUUGGUUGUCAGGUCUGGUAUCUUUUUAACUCUUGUUAAUAAAGAC
Molecule: messenger RNA, 745 nt
Organism: Octodon degus (degu)
Lineage: Eukaryota; Metazoa; Chordata; Mammalia; Rodentia; Octodontidae
Gene: Anapc15
Product: anaphase promoting complex subunit 15
Exons: 5
Coding region: 28-474 (148 amino acids)
Biological process (GO): regulation of mitotic cell cycle spindle assembly checkpoint
Cellular component (GO): anaphase-promoting complex
Source: RefSeq, a predicted model, not a curated record